Molecule: messenger RNA, 1683 nt
Organism: Mobula hypostoma (lesser devil ray)
Lineage: Eukaryota; Metazoa; Chordata; Chondrichthyes; Myliobatiformes; Myliobatidae
Product: transforming growth factor beta-2 proprotein-like
Exons: 7
Coding region: 27-1253 (408 amino acids)
Biological process (GO): transforming growth factor beta receptor signaling pathway; regulation of cell population proliferation
Cellular component (GO): extracellular region
Molecular function (GO): growth factor activity; cytokine activity; transforming growth factor beta receptor binding
Source: RefSeq, a predicted model, not a curated record
CCGGUGCCUAACCCCGCCGGGGGCCGAUGUGGCUGGUGCUGCUGCCGCUGCUGGCGCUGGGCUGGGCCCAGGGGGCGGGCGCUCUCUCCACCUGCCAGGUGCUGAACCCGGAGAUGUACCGGAGCCGGCGCCUGGAGGCCAUCCGCGGCCAGAUCCUCAGCAAGCUGCAGCUGUCCGAGGCGCCCGACCUCGACGACCUGCCGGACGACGUGCCGCUGGAGGUGGCGCUCCUGUACAACAGCACCCGCGACCAGCUGAGGGAGGACGCCCGGCGCCGGGCCGUGCUGUGCCAGGCCACGUCCAGCGUGCAGUACUACGCGCAGCAGAUGUACCGGAUGGACAUGGUGCCCGCCAGCUUCCAAGAGAACAUGAUCUCCACCAGCCUUUACAACCCGUACUUCCGCCUGGUGAACUUUGACCUGGCGAUCCUGGAGCGGAACGUCUCCCAGCUGGCGAAGGCGCAAUUCCGCCUCUUCCGGAUCCGACACCAGAAGGCCAAGGUGGCGGAGCAGAGGAUUGAGGUGUACCAGGUACUGAAGGGCCGCGACCCCGCCUCGCCGGCCCACAGGUACGUCGAGAGCCGGGUGGUGCGGCCGAGGGCGGCCGGCGAGUGGCUGUCCUUCGAUGUCACCGAGACCGUCAGUGAGUGGCUGCUGCACCGAGACAGGAACCAGGGUCUGAAGAUCAGCGUCCACUGUCCCUGCUGCACCUUCAUCACCUCCUCCAACAACAUCGUCCCCAACAGGACCGAGGAGCUGGAGGCUCGCUUCGCCGGAAUCGAUGACGACCUGUACCGGGAGUACUCGAACGAGAGGCUGGAGGAGCUCGCCGCCCUCAGGACCCCUCACCUGCUCUUCACCCUCCUGCAGCCGCCCCGGUCCAGCCCCAGCUCCAACCAGCUGCGCCGGAAGCGGGCGACCGACGGACACUCCUGCUCCAAGACCGUGGAGGAGGAGUGCUGCCUGCACCAGCUCUACGUGGACUUCCGCCGCGACCUGGACUGGAAGUGGAUCCGCGAGCCUAGGGGCUACAAGGCCAACUUCUGCGGCGGGCCCUGCCCGUACUUCUGGAGUACGGACAUCCUAUAUGGCAAGAUUCUGAACCUCUACAGCUUCCGGAACCCCGAAGCCUCCGCCGCUCCCUGCUGCGUGGCCAGCGACCUGGACUCCCUCGCUGUCAUGUACUACGUGGGCCGGAACCCCAAGGUCGCCAAGCUGUCCGACAUGGCGGUGCAGUCGUGCAAGUGCAGAUAGGACGGGAUGGGGUCGGCGGGGGACCCUGCCUGACUUGCCUCCCCCACCCUCCAUUGGUUACCCCAUACGUCCAUCACGCUGCGCCCACCAACGGGAAGCCUCACACGACCUCAGACGGGCAACUGGCCGAUCAAGACCACCCGUCCCCUAUCCCCGACCCUCCCUCUCCACUUGUUUCCUGAACUUAAUGCUGGUGGAGAUCGUUCGGCCCAUCGCCUGUGUGCCUUCAAAAUGAAACGUUGCUUAUUGCCUUUUUAUAACCUCUUCCCAGGGUUGUUUGUUUUUUUUUUGGGAUACUUUGGGGCUGGGGUUUUCAGAGCAAGCCCAGGAAUGGGAUUGGAGGGGUAGUGUCAGGUCAGGGAGGGUGACCCUACCCACCGACAAAACCCUCCCUGGCGAUCAGUCUCCUUGGGAUGGGGUCAAGCUAACC